Messenger RNA from Malania oleifera, 1680 nucleotides. RefSeq names its product rhodanese-like domain-containing protein 7. The record is from RefSeq and is a predicted model, not a curated record. Lineage: Eukaryota; Viridiplantae; Streptophyta; Magnoliopsida; Santalales; Ximeniaceae. The coding region runs from base 1 to 1431 and encodes 476 amino acids. The transcript is spliced from 8 exons.
AUGGGCCUAAGGAGCAGUGGUACGGAUGCUGGGGGUGAUGGAGUAGGACCUUCCAAUAUGGGUGGUAGAGAUAUUGAUGUGCCGCAUGGCAUUCCCCCCAGUAAAAUUGUGCCUACAGCUUGUAGGAAAGGAGACGGAGCCACGGAGCAAGGGCAAGAGGCGGGUGGCGGAGGUACGAAGCAUAUGCAGUAUUCACGGCCUUUGUUGAGGGUUUCCCAGUCCAGCUCGCAUAGCAUCGCAUUUCCCAAAUGCUUCUCCUGCUUUACCAAUUUCGCUCCCCCUUUAUGCGAAUGCCAAUCCAACGACUCUAUCCCGCAACCCCUCGUCGUUGUCUCUUUCUACAAGUUCGCCGAUUUCCCAGAGCACGCCGAUAUGCGAAAGCCCUUGAAAGAGCUCUGUCAAGAUCUGCGUGUUUCAGGUGGUAUAAUUCUUUCACCAGAAGGAAUCAAUGGCAGCAUAUGUGGAAACCGAAAAUCCGUGGAAACAGUUCUUGAUUUCAUCCAAACUGAUAACCGUCUAAAGGGGCUAAGGCAAGUGGAGUCACCUGUGAGUCCUGAGGAAGAAGCUAUCCAUCAUGGACAUUCUAGAACUUCUCCUCUGGCAGCAGGGGAAGAUGCCCCCUUCAGAUGGGAUCAUGUGAGGAUCAAGUUGAAAAAGGAGAUUGUUUCUCUUGGAAUGCCUUCUGUUUCUCCUAUCGCAAGAGUUGGAAAGUAUGUAAGCCCAAGGAAUUGGAAUGCAUUGAUUAGUGAUCCAGACACGGUGGUGAUAGAUGUACGCAAUGACUAUGAAACUAGAAUUGGGAAGUUCAAAGGAGCUGUGGAUCCACAUACCACAGCAUUCCGGGAGUUUCCUGCCUGGGUGGAUGAGCAUAUUCAACCUGCUAAACCAGACUUGCAGCAUCCUGAGGUUGAUGCAAAUGGUACAAAUGGAGGCACUGGCAAACAAAUAGAGAUUCAAAAGAAAGAAAUACAACUGCGAGUUGCAAUGUACUGCACAGGUGGAAUAAGAUGCGAGAAAGCUUCAAGCUACCUCCUCAGCAAAGGUUUUAAAGAGGUUUAUCAUUUGGAGGGUGGGAUUCUGAAGUACCUGGAGGAAAUUCCAAAGAAAGAGAGCCUGUGGGAGGGCGAGUGCUUUGUGUUUGACAAGCGAGUCUCUGUGGAGCACGGUUUGUCGCAGGGAACUUUCAAACUCUGUUAUGGGUGCAAGAAACCUGUAAGUGAAGCAGACAUGGAAGCUGCAGAGUGGGAGUAUGGAGUGUGCUGUCCCUACUGCUACUACUGGAAAUCUGAAGAAGAGAAAGAGAGGGCAAGAGCUCGCCAAAGGCAAUUUGAGGCAUGGGGCAUUAUUGGUGGUCCUGACAAAGGUCGUCGACCAACAUUGAGAACUGAUGAUGUUGAGGGGAAGGUUACCCAGCUCCCAAAUUCAGUUUAGCUUGCUAAAAGAAAAAAGGUUUAAAUAUUUAAUUUUGACACGUAAAUUAACACAAUCUCAAACCUUUUGUUUUAUUUUAUUUUAAUUGCACUUUCCAAUUUUUAGCUAGCAACUAUAGGAAAAAGGUUUAAAUAUUUCUAGUGUAAAAAUUUUUGAGGUAAAGUGUAUGACUAAAUUCUUGUCCCAACUUUUGUUUGAGACAUUUGGGUUUAUAUACAUUUAAAUAAAAAUCUAUAAAAUUUUAUACUA